AUGGACUGGGGAACUUUCGCCAAGAAGGGAAACGAUAAAACUGUAACGUCACACAGAUACGAGGAAAGGGAAAGAGAGAAACCUUUGAACAAACUUACAAUCGGAAUUGAGAUCCCGAGGGUUGGAUGGGAUCGAAAGUCUGCACUCUCCAUAAAGCCGCCUGAUACAGCUUCACCUUCACUAUCCACGCAGAAAAGUCUCUUUACCAUCUUCACAUUCAAAGAGGAGUCUAUCAAAGCUUUAAGCCUGCAACACAGAAAUCCUCUAUCACCAUCUACAACCAAUUCUACCAAAGAUUCUCAUACUUCUCAAAGGAAAACGAAUAUAUGUGCAGAAGCUACAGACAUAAUUAAGGAGAACAAUGGAGAGGAAGAGAAUCAAGAAGGACGAGAUUUCAGGGAAUAUUUAGAAAAGUGUCGAAAGGCAGAAGAGGCGGAGGAAAGGAAGAGGAAGAAGAUGGCAGAAAAGAGGAAGGAGGUUAAUUUGAGCCCGUGGGCUAGGAGGAUGUAA
Messenger RNA from Sclerotinia sclerotiorum 1980 UF-70, 510 nucleotides. RefSeq lists its product with no specific name. The transcript has 4 exons. The record is from RefSeq and is a predicted model, not a curated record. NCBI's taxonomy places the organism in Eukaryota, Fungi, Ascomycota, Leotiomycetes, Helotiales, Sclerotiniaceae. The coding region runs from base 1 to 510 and encodes 169 amino acids.